Messenger RNA from Scatophagus argus, 2357 nucleotides. RefSeq names its product tenomodulin (gene tnmd). The transcript has 7 exons. Gene Ontology annotation, biological process: negative regulation of endothelial cell proliferation; negative regulation of angiogenesis. Lineage: Eukaryota; Metazoa; Chordata; Actinopteri; Scatophagidae. The record is from RefSeq and is a predicted model, not a curated record. The coding region runs from base 147 to 1043 and encodes 298 amino acids.
AAUUCCACUCCAUCUGAAACUUCCCUCCCCUUCAGCACGCUCCCAAAUUACAGCGAUGGAAUGAAACUAGGGCUCUUUGCCUUGCAGUGCGUUAGUGUUUUACCCUGCUAAGACGAUCAGAAACAUUCCUCCUGUGGGUUUCCAUUAUGGCUAGCAGUCAGUCCAGCAGUCAACAGAUCCUGUGGAAAGAUGUUGAGAUGGAAAAAGAGAAAAAGAGCAAGUACCACGCCUAUCAGCGAGUGGCUCUGGUGCUGGCUCUGGUCUUCCUUGUUUUGGCUCUCUGCAUUUUCAGCCUGAGAUACCUGUGGAGCCCCAGUCAGGGGAAGGUAUAUGAUCAUCAGUACAAGGCUGUGUUGGAUGGUGUAGAGACAGACAGUGUGAUGGAGAUUGACCCAGGUCAGCGCAUUGAGAUCUUCAGAAUGGGAAAUGGAAGCGAGGAGGUUCUUGAGUUGCACGACUUCAAAAAUGGCAUCACUGGGAUCCGGUUUGCCGAACAUCAGAGGUGCUACAUCAGGACCCAAACCAGGAAACUACCCACAGUGGCAGAGGUGGAGGCUGAGGACACAGAGUUACUGCAGGUGCAUGAUACCGAGUCCAUGGAUAUGAAGGUGGAUGACUCCCAAGUGUGGGUUCCUGCUGAGGAGCCCAUCGUUAACUCGGCCUUCCUCUCUGACUCCAAGAUCUGGGAGAUUUGCCAGGAGCUGCCCAUUCACUGGAUCCAUCCCUCCCUUCUGAGCGAGGCUGAGGUGGAAAACGUGGACGCCCCCGAUGCGGAGGUCACAGGUCAACGUUUCGCCCGCGACGUCCUGGACCACGUUCCCGUAAAUGACUAUAGAGAUGUUGGAAUCGAGCUGGAUAACCGACUGGAUGACCACGGCUAUUGCUGCCAGCACUGUCGGCGUGGUUACCGCUACUGCCGUCGCUACUACGAGCCCCUGGGUGGCUUCAACCCGUGGCCAUACUACUACCAAGGAGGUCGAGUCAUCUGUCAGAUUGUCAUGCCAUGCAACUGGUGGAUUGCUCGAAUGCUGGGAAGGAUCUGAGGAGGGCAUGCGCAGCAUGGGAUUGAAAUUGUUUGUGGUUGUAAGUGCAAAGUUUCAUUACGAAACAGAAUUCUUGUGAGACCAAAGCAGUUCACUGCAGACAAUUAUUAACCUAUCAGAAAGUUGGCCCAUUGAGGUUUAGUCGAUCUAUACAGUCUAAAUGGCAUUUGAAGCAUUUUGAUUCUUUCGCAAAUUGCAUUGGUCGUUUACAGCAGCCUAAUUUUCUUUGCUUAUCUACCCAUUUAAUAUCCUUGCUAUUUGAUCCUGUUGAAUGGAUGUAAUUUAGUUUGGAAGAUGUCACCAGAAACUAAUCUGCUCUAAAAGUACUUCAGCCCUGUUUAUCUUCACUUGGUCGUGCAUUUAUUUUUUGCUUCAUGAGUUAAAAAAAAUUUGCCAUACUAACACUGUGUAUGUAAUGAAAUGUACAGACAGUGUAACAUUAGAUAGUAAUUUAGUCAUUUAUGUUACACACACACACACACACACACACACACAUGGCUUGUUGUUGACUGGCUUGUUGCAUCACACCACUUCUAUCUGUUUGUGGUGUUAUGUUAAACUAAGGGGGUAUAAUUAAAGAUGCACAGAUCUCAGCUGUCUUUUGUGAUGUAGUUACUGUUGUGUUAUCCUCCAUUGUUUUCCCUGUUGUUGCCAGCCAUGGAAAGCUUUAAAUAGUGCUGCUGUUCAAACAGUUUCUUCUUUGCUGAGGCGAUUUUAAUCUGUAACACCACAUCUCAGUCUGUUGAGCUGAAAUAAGUCAUCUGCAACUAAAGGAUAAGCAAGCGAGAUAGACAUUUGUAAUUGAUGUUCUGUCAUCGGAAUAACAAGGUACAUAAAUGCCCAGGAGUAUUCGAGCUAUGUGAGAUAUUCGAAAGUUAAACAGAGAGACAAAAGUGGAGCACUCUUGUUGUCACAGUUUGCUUUGAGGCCCUCUGUAUGUUUCUACUGUAUCUUUUUGCUUAUUUUUUUCCAAUUAAAAUUUUAUUGUAUGAAUAAUUUCAGUUGUCCUACCAUAUGAAACAACGAUUUCCUUGAAAGAAAUUUACACUCUGGGGCAUUUGUGUGAAAGCUAAUGCAGUGUGGUUCUGAGUGUGACUCAUGCAAUUCAUAGCAUAGACAGGCUUCUGUCUCUCUUCACCAUUAGUCCCACUGCUCAUUAGCACAAACUUGUGGUGUCAGAUUAAAGCCUCUUGACAAGAAAAAAUAGACAUGUAUGCUUUUAUUGUUUUUAUUUUAUAACCUGAGACUCUUUUCAGUAUAUGAUGCAUAAUAAUGUAGUGCAUUGCCUGCUUAGUAAAUCUUGAUGUUGACUCA